GGUGCUCCGGGCUCUGCUUUGGACCACUCCCAGGGCAAGUGGUUUGCUCCGGGAGAGGCUCUGCCCCCGGGCUUCAUGGUGACAGCACACCCGGAGGGCCACACCGCGCCCGCCGAGACCCACGCCAUGUCUGACAAGGCCCGUGAGAGCUUCGUCGUCACCGGCUCCUCUGCCAUGAAGACUGGCUCCGCCGCCCCAAAGACCUCUUCCAAGUCCAAGAAGAGCAAGAAGAAGAAGUCCAGCGGCUGCUGCUAAGCGAGGGCAUCGUUUUCCAGACUCUGCUAGAGGUUCCGUCACUGCUCUUAGGGAGCUUGAUGGGAUCUGAGUAGAAUGCCCCCUUGUACCUUUGCCAAAUGAACCUCAACCUUUUGCAAAUUCAAUCUGUUUCAAGUCGGCAGCAACA
Effrenium voratum is the source of this 403-nucleotide messenger RNA. The record is from the annotation of a GenBank genome assembly. NCBI's taxonomy places the organism in Eukaryota, Dinophyceae, Suessiales, Symbiodiniaceae.